AUGGCUCCCGAGAUUAUCAAGAGACAGAGCUACGGGGCUGAGGUGGACAUCUGGUCUCUGGGUAUCAUGGUGAUAGAGAUGGUGGAUGGGGAGCCUCCACUCUUCCACUGCAGACCUACUGAGGCCAUGCAGUUCAUCAGAGACCACAGCAACCCCUCUCUCAGACACCCCGAGAAGGCAUCUCCUCUGCUACUGGACUUCCUCAGUAAGGCUCUAGUCAGAGACGGAGAGCAGCGAUCUACUGCAAGAAAACUGUUACGUCAUCCAUUCCUGAAACAAGCUGCGUCUCCGAGUUCACUGGCACAGCUGCUG
Messenger RNA from Geodia barretti, 312 nucleotides. NCBI's taxonomy places the organism in Eukaryota, Metazoa, Porifera, Demospongiae, Tetractinellida, Geodiidae. The record is from the annotation of a GenBank genome assembly.